Penaeus monodon (black tiger shrimp) is the source of this 1436-nucleotide messenger RNA. RefSeq names its product E3 ubiquitin-protein ligase TRIM50-like. Lineage: Eukaryota; Metazoa; Arthropoda; Malacostraca; Decapoda; Penaeidae. Bases 111 to 1436 code for a protein of 441 amino acids. The transcript is spliced from 8 exons. Gene Ontology annotation, molecular function: zinc ion binding. The record is from RefSeq and is a predicted model, not a curated record.
AACAGAUAAGAUAGCAUGUGUUGUCUGUAAGGCAGCGCUCCAAAACCUGACUCAAUUUCACCGUUGUCCAAGAAUCAGCUUCCUCCUUCACGAGAACACAAGCGGUAGUCAUGGCAACGGGUGGCACAUCCCACGUGUCGUCGCUGGAAUCGGCCCUGCUCUGUGGAAUCUGCCUCUCCGAGUUCGAUGCCACUCUCAGGAGGCCUCUCAUUCUGCCCAAGUGCGGCCACACCUUCUGCAGGAUCUGCGUGAAGAACCUGGCGACUCGAGGGGAGGUUGUGUGUCCUUCUUGCAGGUGUAGAUACCAAGAUGUCGAUCCUGAUGAACUCCCGAUCAAUUUUAACGUCCAGUGUUUAGCGAGCUCAGACAGGCCGUUCCCAACGUGGACUAAGUACUCAGAGACCCGAGACACGGACUGCCAGACACACGGCGUCAGGCUAGCCUUCUGGUGCAAGACAUGCGAAACAGCAGCCUGUGGGGAAUGCCUCUUUGAGCAGCACCCUCGGCCCGAACACAACACUUGUCGUAUUCAGGAAGUUAUACAACAAAUCAAGGGCCUAGCUGAGAAACUCUCCCAAGAAAGCUGCGUGGAGAUCGUAGUGCGUCUGGGCGAGACCAUCCGAGGCACAUUGAACUACGUGUCAGACCUUCAGGAGGCAGCACACCUCCUACAGGAGACGGCCAGGGUCAGUCGCAGUGCCUUGGCUGCGCAGGACCUCCCCUCCAUCACCUCCGUCUUCGAGUCGGCAAAAACCGUAAAGCAACGAGUCUCUGCGCUCGACCGCUCGGAAGAACAGAGCAACAGAUCUGCAUUGGCGUCCCUUGCCACUUUGCCGACAACAAGGCCCGCGAUCCUGGCACUCAGUGACAAUGGGUGUCUCGGUCGUGUAGAAGUUGAGGAGAAGGGCAUCCACCUGUAUAGUCUUCGGCCGCCGUCCACAGCCUAUAGUGUGGCUAUGAAGNUGAACGUUCUGACGGCCUGUGUGAGCAAGGAGAACCCGCAAGUGUUCCUGGACAUCUCGGCCGGCGAGCGUCGCCUCGGCAGAGUCUACAUCGUGCUAGAAGGACAUAUGAAACGAGCCCAGCAGUUCAUGGCGCUCUGCCUCGGCAACCUCGGUUUCUCGUACCGCAACACCAGGUUUGACGGGAUAAGCGAGCGAGGGCAGCCAGGGACCUACAUCCGCGGGGGGGAUUACCAGGGGAGGGGGGGGUGGACAAAGCCUAAAGCCGCGGGACAAGUUUGCGGUGUCGGCGGCGAGGAACAGAGGAGGUUCGGGUCACUCUUCGCCAUCUGCCUGAAGGACAACCCAGAGGACACGUUCCAGUGCCCAUUCGGCGUCGUCACAGAGGGGCUCCAGACACUGGAAGUGGCCAGUAGACACGAUCCCUUUCACGUGGUCCACAUCAGUGACUGUGGUAUUGUGAUUCCUUUAUGA